Molecule: messenger RNA, 1826 nt
Organism: Pseudoliparis swirei
Lineage: Eukaryota; Metazoa; Chordata; Actinopteri; Perciformes; Liparidae
Gene: kcnip3b
Product: Kv channel interacting protein 3b, calsenilin
Exons: 7
Coding region: 135-830 (231 amino acids)
Biological process (GO): regulation of potassium ion transmembrane transport; negative regulation of transcription by RNA polymerase II
Cellular component (GO): voltage-gated potassium channel complex; nucleus
Molecular function (GO): RNA polymerase II cis-regulatory region sequence-specific DNA binding; calcium ion binding; DNA-binding transcription repressor activity, RNA polymerase II-specific
Source: RefSeq, a predicted model, not a curated record
CUCCGUUGAAAACACUUGCUGCCGGCUCGGCGUUACUCGUGCCGGCCCAGGCUCCCACAACCCCCUCCUCCCCCCCGGGGCCAGGCCUUCUCGUGCAGGCUUGGCCCUGAGUGGUCUCCCGGUGUCCCGCAGUCAUGGGGAUCCAGGGCAUGGAGCUGUUUGCCAUCGCCGUGGUCAUCAUCCUUUUCAUGGCAGUUCUCAAGCAGUUCGGCAUCCUGGAGCCCAUGUCCUCGUUUGAAGACAGCAGCGACAGUGACUUGGAGCUGUCGACGGUGCGUCACCAGCCGGAGGGCCUGGACCAGCUGCAGGCCCAGACCAAGUUCACCAGGAAGGAGCUCCAGUCCCUCUAUCGAGGCUUUAAGAACGAGUGUCCCAGUGGAAUGGUGGAUGAGGAGACAUUCAAGACCAUCUAUUCUCAGUUCUUUCCCCAAGGAGAUGCAACCACGUACGCCCACUUUCUGUUCAACGCCUUCGACAUCGACAGAAACGGCUCGAUCCGCUUUGAGGACUUUGUCAUCGGCCUGUCGGUGUUGCUCAGAGGUUCGGUCACCGAGAAGCUCAACUGGGCCUUCAACCUGUACGACAUCAACAAGGACGGCUACAUCACCAAAGAGGAGAUGCUGGCGAUUAUGCAGUCGAUCUACGACAUGAUGGGGAGGUACACCUACCCCUGUGUGCGAGAUGAAGCGCCCUCUGAACACGUGGACAAGUUCUUCCAGAAAAUGGAUAAAAACAGAGACGGUGUAGUGACCAUUGAAGAGUUCAUUGAGACCUGUCAGAAGGACGAGAACAUCAUGAACUCCAUGCAGCUGUUUGAAAAUGUGAUAUAAGGAAUCCGGACUUUCACAACACACAAGCACAGCUCACCCACCUCACCCACACCUUCAAACUCAUCCUGGCAAAUAAUGUAGGUGCUGUAAAGACACCUGUUUUUGUUUUUGUGUUUUCCUGUUUCACGCUUCGCUGUAUCUUGCAACCGCUUCUGGACUAAAAGGACCGCGAUAGAGACAAAACAAGGGAAGAGCUUCCUAGCUAAAAGAAAAAUCCCUGUCUGUCUGAGUGUUUUUUUGUUGUCAUCAAAAGAAGAAACAGAGGAGCGUCUUGUGUUUUUAUCGUCACACAAAAAGAACCAACAACAACCAACAAGGAAUGAAGAAGCUUACAAUAAUCCUCUGACCUGCACACAAGGAUACUAGCUUCAACACUAAUGCACCAAGUCUCUUUCUCUCUCUCACACACACACAUGCAGAGUUUUUAGAGGUUAAAGUGAACUGGGAGAAUAUAAGAAAAAAAUAAGAAAAAAAGAGAAAUGAACAUAAAGCAUGUUUGUCAUCAAAUAUGUGAUGUGGAAUUAGCUUGCACUACUGUUUUAUGAUUAUGUAUUAUAUGCGCCGGAAGUAAAGGCACUGUAGAUACCUGCACCUGAUACACCGCUGGUGUGUAUGUAUAUAUGUAUAGAUAAUAGUUAUACAUUCUACCUUGUAUUGGUCUCAUCUGUGCUGCACUGGGUGAUGGAACAGGACCAGAAGUGAAUAUUUGUUUUAGAAGUCUCUGUUUAACACCAAGUUUAGUAGCAGUUCUUCACGGGUUAUUCAAAUAUUUCUCCCUUUUUUUUGUAUUUUGGAAGAUUAUGUUUUUCGCUGGUCGGAUUGGAAAAGUAUACAGUACUGUGAGGAAAACAAGAGGACUGUUUAAAGACGUAUUCUUGUACUGAAUUAGGGCUUUAUCUGGGUUCCUCAGUGUCUAUGAGCUCUAAAGUGCCACAGUAUUGUGUACAGUACAGUUGGACCUUUGUAAUGUUGGUUUAAUUAAAGACGCUGUCGACA